UCCAGACGUAACGCCUGAAUUGAAUUUAGCGUGUUGUUUUUACUCCAAAAUUUUCAAACUCGACAUCAGUGACUCACCUUUUAAACAAAAUGUUUUCCAGUGGACCAAACUACACAAAGUUGAAAACCAACCUCCGGCUGGCAUGCAAUCGGCUCAAGCUACUAGAGAAAAAGAAAACCGAGCUGGCCCAGAAGGCUCGCAAAGAAAUCGCAGACUAUUUGAUGGCAGGAAAACCGGAGCGGGCCAAAAUCCGAGUUGAGCACAUAAUUCGAGAAGACUAUCUGGUCGAAGCAAUGGAAAUUGUGGAAAUGUAUUGCGAUCUGAUACUGGCUCGUUUCGGGCUGAUAACGCAGAUGAAAGAAAUUGACGAAGGAAUCGAGGAGGCGGUCAGCACCAUCAUCUGGGUGGCCCCAAGGCUGCAGUCGGAUGUGCAAGAGCUGAAAAUCUGUGCGGACAUAUUCGCCAUCAAAUACGGGAAACCGUUUGCUGAUUCUGCCAGGGCUGCAGCUCCACCUCACAAAGUUUCGGACAAGGUGAUGCAUAAGUUGGCCAUCCAGGCUCCCCCGAAGCUGCUAAUUGAGAAGUACAUCAUCGAGAUUGCGAAGAUUUUCAACGUCGACUACGAACCGGAUCCACUGGUGAUGAAGGACGAUAAGCCGAACGAGGCCAGUACCCUGAUAGACCUCUCGGAUCGGAACAAUCUGGAUGGAGGUGGACAUUCAGGCGGAAGCGGUGGAGCAGGAGGAGGCGGUGGAAUGCCAGCUCCGGUAGGUUUUAUAGGAUAUCCCUUGCCACCAGCCAUUCCACAGCUACCUCAGGAUUCUUCGCAGGCGCCCUUCAAUUAUCCGGGCCCUAGUAACAGUUUCGUUCCAGCUUCGGCUCCUCCACCGUUCAGCUACAACAUCCCCCCGAAUCCAGCAGGGCCUCCCCCAUCGGAGGAGAAGGAUUUGAACAUUAAUGCUAACUUUAUCAAUCAGGAGAAGAACAAAGGUCCGGACCCGGGUCCACCACCAAGCUAUGCUUCGCUGAGUCCAGACGACAAUAUGCAGAAUUCAACUAAACCCAAACCGCAGCCUCGCUCGAAGAUUUCGCCGGACAUGAACAUGCCAACGCUGCCGAACGUGCCGUUCGAUCUACCGGACGUGCCCUCCGGAAACGCCGAUGGUGCUGGAGCCGAGGACAACGAUGAAAUUGAUUUUGACGAGCUGUCGAGACGCUUCGAGGAGUUGAAGAAAAAGAAAUACUAGAAAGAAGCGGACCGUGGAACUAUGCAAUGCUAUUACUAAUCUUAGAGCAGCUCAUUUAGAAAUGUUCGCAAAACACAUAAGUCACUAGAACUCAGUGCUGGACGGAAACGAGUUAGCGAUCGCCUACAUUACCAUAGUGUUCAGUUUUUUUUGAUAAGGGAGGUUUGAGAUAUUGAAUGUUGAUAUUACACCCAAACACUUGAACUCAUUCCUAGGUAAGGAAAAAUAGUUUGUUUAAGAGGCCAGAAUAUUCGAGGUAGCGAUUCGCGGUCGAUGUGCUAUGUUUUUUCUGAACACUUCCAUAUUUGGGAUUUGUAAAAUCGCUUGGAUUGUACUGUGAAUUAUAUCCACUAUGAUUAUUAUUUGUGUUUUAUGAAAUUAUUCGUUGAAAGAGUAUAUUUUACACGAAAUAAAUACUAACAUUUAUGAUUAA
This is a messenger RNA of Uranotaenia lowii, 1680 nucleotides long. RefSeq names its product IST1 homolog (gene Ist1). Gene Ontology annotation, biological process: protein transport. The coding region runs from base 90 to 1247 and encodes 385 amino acids. NCBI's taxonomy places the organism in Eukaryota, Metazoa, Arthropoda, Insecta, Diptera, Culicidae. The record is from RefSeq and is a predicted model, not a curated record. The transcript is spliced from 4 exons.